AUGAAGCGGCAGAACGUGAGGACUCUGUCCCUGAUCGUCUGCACGUUCACCUAUCUGUUGGUCGGGGCCGCGGUAUUUGACGCCCUGGAGUCGGAUUUUGAGAUGCGGGAAAAAGAGCAGUUAGAGGCCGAGGAGAAGCGACUCCAAGGGAAAUACAACAUCAGCGAGGACGACUACAGGAAACUGGAGACUAUUAUCAUGGAGGCUGAGCCCCACCGAGCAGGAGUUCAGUGGAAAUUCGCUGGCUCGUUUUACUUUGCUAUCACCGUCAUCACGACCAUAGGUUACGGACACGCGGCUCCAGGGACGGAUGCGGGGAAAGCCUUCUGCAUGUUCUAUGCCGUCCUUGGUAUUCCUCUGACCCUGGUAAUGUUCCAGAGCCUGGGCGAGAGGAUGAACACGUUUGUCAAGUACCUCCUCAAACGCAUCAAAAAGUGCUGCGGAAUGCGCAUCACAGAGGUUUCCAUGGAGAACAUGGUCACCGUGGGAUUCUUCUCCUGCAUGGGCACGCUUUGCAUCGGAGCGGCCGCUUUCUCUCACUACGAGGACUGGAGUUUCUUCCAGUCCUACUAUUACUGUUUUAUCACAUUGACUACUAUCGGUUUCGGGGACUUUGUGGCUCUGCAGAAGAACAGAGCUCUGCAGAAGAAGCCCCUGUACGUUGCCUUCAGCUUUAUGUACAUCUUGGUUGGGCUGACUGUGAUUGGCGCUUUCCUCAACCUGGUCGUGCUGCGCUUCCUGACCAUGAACAGUGAGGACGAACGGAGGGACGCGGAGGAGCGAGCUUCUCUGGCCGGGAAUCGCAGCAGCAUGAUCAUCCACAUCCAGGAGGACACUCUCCAGAGGAACCGCCGUCGCCGUGAGCAACAGCAGCGUUACCACGGCGACGUGACGGACCUGCAGUCGGUCUGCUCCUGCAUGCACUACCACUCGCACGAGUUCGGAGGAAGGGCGUUCUCCCAUCAGAACUCCCUCAGCUCCCAGUUAAGCCCUCACCAGUUCUUUCAGUCGGUCUCGUACCGAAUCGAGGAGAUCUCUCCCAGUACGCUGAAGAACAGUCUCCUCCCUUCGCCCAUCAGCUCUGUGUCUCCUGGUCUCCACAGCUUCACAGAACAUCAUCAACUCAUGAGACGCCGUAAAUCCAUCUGA
Messenger RNA from Chanos chanos (milkfish), 1149 nucleotides. It is a transcript of the gene kcnk9, whose product is annotated as potassium channel, subfamily K, member 9. Gene Ontology annotation, biological process: stabilization of membrane potential; potassium ion transmembrane transport. Gene Ontology annotation, molecular function: outward rectifier potassium channel activity; potassium ion leak channel activity. Gene Ontology annotation, cellular component: plasma membrane. NCBI's taxonomy places the organism in Eukaryota, Metazoa, Chordata, Actinopteri, Gonorynchiformes, Chanidae. The record is from RefSeq and is a predicted model, not a curated record. Bases 1 to 1149 code for a protein of 382 amino acids. The transcript has 3 exons.